This is a messenger RNA of Rotaria sp. Silwood1, 660 nucleotides long. NCBI's taxonomy places the organism in Eukaryota, Metazoa, Rotifera, Eurotatoria, Philodinida, Philodinidae. The record is from the annotation of a GenBank genome assembly.
AUGUCGAGUGAAGAAGAAGAUGAAUCGGUAAUUGGAACAAAAGAAUAUUGGGAUACCUUAUAUGAAGGAGAAUUAAAUAAUUUUAAUGAAUUUGGUGAUGAAGGCGAAAUUUGGUUUGGUAAAAGUAUUUUGACCAAACUUAUCGAUACUGUAUGUCAGUUAGUACCUGAUAAAGAAACAACAACUAUUUUAGAUAUUGGCACAGGGAAUGGUCAUGUUAUUCAACGUUUACUACGUCGUGGUUUCGUUCAUUUAACUGGUAUUGAUUAUUCUGAAAAGUCUAUUGAAUUAGCUCGUACACAAAUUGGAUCGAAUAUUAAAUUUCAAGUCGUUGAUAUGACUGCACCUGAUACAUCAUCACUUGAUCAUUUUGAUAUUGGUAUUGAUAAAGGUACAUUAGAUGCUAUACUUUUAUGUUCAUCUGAUCAACGAAAAACAAAGCGUGAAGGCUAUGUAGAUACAGUUCAUCGACAUAUCAGAAAUUUCUUAUUUCUUAUUUCGUGUAAUUGGACACGAAAUGAAUUAUUAGAAUUUUUUCAGCCGAAAUUUUCAUUAGAACGUGAAAUUGAAACACCAACAAUGUCAUUUGGUGGACGACAAGGAAAAACAGUAACUUUUCUUAUUUUAAAAAGAAAUGAUUGUUCUACUGUGAUAUCUUAA